Molecule: messenger RNA, 6405 nt
Organism: Symbiodinium sp. CCMP2592
Lineage: Eukaryota; Dinophyceae; Suessiales; Symbiodiniaceae
Source: the annotation of a GenBank genome assembly
AUGGGGCCCACGGUUUGGAUGACUGUGCUGAUUCCUUGCAACACCCACCUACCAGUACAGUCAAACGCUUUUGCAAGAGUAAAGGCAACGCCGGUGAUGGUACUUCGCGGGAGUAAGUACGAACACCUGCCGUUCUUAGAGCCACCAAGCAUCUGCGAGGACCUGGAUGACUUCAACAAGGAAGAGCUCAGGACGAACGGUCGCCAGUUCCAGUCGAUGGCCAAGAGCAUCUGGCCGGUGGAGUCGGCCCAGGAGCACUUUCUCCCUCGCUUCCUGGAUGUGCUCCGGCCUCCCCACGGCAUCGACUCCGCCACCGCCGUUUGCCACUACGUGGGCUGCUUCCCGUACAUGGAAAGCAAGGCGGAGGAAACGGUCAGCACGCCGAAUUUCUUCUGCGCCCUGCGGAAGGGGAAGAUCCUGGAGCAUGCGCUGUUGCACUGCUCGCUGCUCUUGGGUCUCUCGUUCAAGGCCUACGUGUGCAUGGGCACCAACUUGAAGGACGAGCCUCACGCCUGGGUGGCCGUCUUUGAGGAGGACGCAACCGUUCGCUUCUGGGAGCCGUUCCUCGGAACAGGUUCUAUGCAGCUUCGACGCCGAUUCGCGCAUCCGCAGUAUCUCGUGCCGGGAAAGCGUAGCGUUCGCAGCCUCAAGGAGCCUGAAAUGGCAGGCGAGCGGCGCAGGCGCAGGCGGAUCCUACAGCAAACGGGCGGCAAGCGCCCGAGCCGAGCCAUGCUGCCUGCGGUUGCAGAAGCGGCUUCGCAAGCUGCACCGAAUCCGAAGCGGAAGACGAAGAAGUCGAUGUUCAGGCCCAGUGCAGCUCCCACCGAGAAACCAGAGGGCCACGAGCACGACAUGGUCUAUGCUGAUUUGCUCGAUUUGGGAGUCACCGACCGACCCGAGGAAGAUCGAGUUGAGAAUUCACCUCAUCCCCACUGCGCCGCCUGCUACGCCCUCGUCGGGGGAGCGUAUUUCUACCGGGGUUUCAAGUGCCCGACGUGCGAAGAGGCUGGAACCCGGCACUUGCUUUGCUACAAGUGCGCGGAGGCCGUUUUCGACGACAUCGAUGAAUUGCAGGAUGUGGAGCUGGACAUCCGGGACAAGUUCGAUUUCGAGGCCUACAACUCCUACUUGGAUGACAGCUUGAAUGACUCCAGCACGGUCCUUCCGUACAAGACCGUGGAGGUGGUCUUCAACAACCUGAACAUGUGGAUGAACAUCCAGCAUGCCGACCCACGCUACAUCUUCUGGGACUUGCAGAACAAGGACUACUGGCAUGCCUUCGCACCCAAGGUCGCAGGGCUGCGGCCCUGCUUUUCGGCCUGUCGCUUUCCCAUGGCAGGCCGGGACGAAGGCUGGUGUCAGCAGCAGCGCCGUGAGCUGCUUCAGGAGCUGCGGAAGGUGGUGCAGAUGCAGCGCUCCCACAAGAAUUUGGGAACCCGCUGGGUCACGAGCCCACACCUGCUGCGCUUCUUAGAGGCCGGCCUCCGGAUCCGGGCCGAGUUGGACAUGGAGGGGCACGUGAUUUUCGAUGAUGAGGAGGAUGGCAAGGGCGAGGAGACCAACAAAGUCCUCGAGCUGCGGAAGAACCUUUCCGAUUGGGAGCGCACGCUGGAAGCCAAGACACCUCUGGAGUACAAGUUCAGCGGCAUGCCAAUGCAUUUCAACUACCUGGACGCCGACGAGAUCGCAGACAAAGUCAUGGACCUUUGUCCGUUUCUUCUCACCCGCGACAAGAGUGCCCAAUUUGCCGUGGCUUGCCACCUUGUGCCCUUGCCUGGGGAGGUCGUCUCCAUCUACAUCUAUGCGUGUGAGUUGCACAACUUGGGACAGAUGCAGCUCAAAGAGGAGCGUGAAAAGAUGGCUGCGCCGAAGGACGACCAAGGCAUCACUGUGGCGCAGCUUUUGCGAAACUUGGGCCGAACUCGCAAUUUGGAAGACGAGGAACCGAAAGACAAGGGCACCACGCUGGUGAACAUGAUGCUGCAGGCGGCGAAGGCGCAGAAAGCCAAGGAGGCAGUGGCAGUGGAAGUACCACCCAAGGAUCGCGAGGACGAGGUAGUUGGCGCCGACGUUGAGCCUUCCGAGGCAGCCCCGUCGCGCAGCGUCACUCCGCGAUCGAGCCGGCUCCCAGCAGAAAUGUCCGGCUUCGCAGCGUCCUUCCACAGCCGCUUUGUGCGCAUUUCGGAGGAUGGACUGCGUGCCGCCUACAUCGGCACGAAGCAGGAAGACAGCUAUGAGCUGCACGGGGGCAUCAUCGGAAAUGCCCCGCUGAAAAGUACAGCCGAAGGCAAGUACUUUGAGGUGGAGGUCUUGCGCACUGGGGAGGGCCACCCCGAUGGGCUUUGCAUCGGCGUCACGACCUCCCGACCGAAGGAUUUGCGAGGGCCGCCGGACACCAUGGACGGGGUACGCAACACCUGGAUCGCGGGCUACGAUGGGCUAAUGUGGGAUCCACUGGAGGCCGACAUGCUGCCCAUCAGCUGGAAUCCUUCAACACUGCGUGCUGGAGACAGAGUCGGAGUGCUCAUCCACCCUGGCGGGGAGUUUGCCGUCUACGUGAACGGCGAGGUGGCUUUUGAGCGGGCUGGUGCUCACGUGCCGUUCGCGUCUCCGCUCUUUGGGGUCUGCGACCUCCUCGGGCAGUGCGAUGAGGUGGGGCUGGACAUCGAUGCGCUCCCGCCCAAGCCUUCAGAGACGAUAGCCACCAGAGAGGACGUGUCGAACAAGGUGACGCCAGCCCAGGCCGAACCUGUUCGCAGUUCCGGAGGAGGCGAGCCUCAGGUGCCCACGGAAGCUUUCAUGUCGGGUUUCGACAGCAAGAAGCUCGGAUACCGAGUGCAGCUCUCGGAGGACCGGCUCGCAGCGACUUACACAGGACAGACUGGGUUGGAGCUUCAUGGCGGGCUCGUCGGCAAUCAUUCGCUGCAAAGACAGGCUACCGGCGGCUUCUACUUCGCGGUGGAGGUGACAAAGGUCCGGGCCGAGAUGAUGGAUGGGCUGACGCUUGGGGUCACCACCACGCCGCCCCACGAGUUGUCGGACAUGCCAGACACCAUCGACGGCGUGCAGGACUGCUGGACGGCCGGGUACGACGGCCAGAUGUUCGACAGCUCCUGCGACCGCUGGACCGAUCUUGCAUGGCAUGGUCGUGACCUGUCCGUCGGAGAUCAGAUUGGCCUUCAGAUCACGCAGGAAGGCCGCAUGUUGCUCUUCCAGAAUGGCAAGCUGGCGGCGCAAGCCCACCAGGGCAUUCCUACCAACGUGCCUCUCUACGCACUCGUCGACCUGCUCGGUGCCACGGAUGGAGUCCGUUUGCUCUUGGAUGCAGCAGCACCCCGAUCGAGCGGCUCUGCAUCAGGGGCAGCUGCAAGCCCACCGGCACUCCCCUCGAUCGAGUUGCAGCCGACGAUGACCGGCUGGUGUAGCGAGAGGCACGGGAAGAUGAUCUCCCUCGCCUCCGACGGGCUCGCCGCCAGCUACGCGUCCAGGUUCCAGGCUUGGGAGUCUCUCCCUGCUGUCAGUUCCUACGAGCACUUCGGUGGCCUCGUCGGCAACGGACCACUGCGGAGCUACGAUGAUUGCUGGUUCUUCGAAGUCUGCGUGGAUGCAGUGCGUGAGGGGCUGGAGGAUGGUGUGGCGAUUGGAGUCACGACCUGCUCGCCGCAGAUGCUUCCAGAGGAGCUUCCCCAGACCAUGGAUGAGAUCGAUCCCUGCUGGCUGCUGGGCUUCGAUGGCAUGGAGUGGGAUGGAGCACAGCUCCUUUGGGGACCUGCUCCCUGGUCCCCGAAGGCGCUCAAGGUUGGUGAUCGUCUUGGGGUCAUCGUGACCAUGGCUGGUGAAUUGCAGGUGUCAGUCAAUGGUGACAUCGUCGUGCAAGCGACGUUUGCACUGCCUACCGAGAGGCCGCUUUAUGCCGUCGUUGAUCUCAUCGGCGCCACUCGCAGCGUGACCCUGAUACCUGAUGCGCAGCCGCCGGUGCUUGACCCUGCUUCGCCUCCGCAAGCCUUCGUCCCCCCAGAUUUGAGUGAAGAUCCUUUCAACGCACCCUCGGAGGCCGGCGACUGCGUGGCCGUGGAAGAUGUGGAGUUCGAAGACGAGGCGCAGGCCGAUCCUGAAGAGCCGCGAGAGACGGAGCGUGUCGAGGACCCGUCAACUCUUGCUGCCGUCAAAGUCUCAGUGAUCCCGCCGGAGGUUGCCGAGCAGGCGUCGAAGGUAAAGCCCGAAGAGGCGGAACAGCAGCUUGUGCCGGAGGUGCCAUCUGGCGCUGCGGAUGUAGUGCUGGGACAGCCUCUGCAGGAAGCUGCAGCGCAGCCAGAAGCCAGGAGCAGUGCGGCUCUGCAGGCCGUGCUGGCCGCGGAAGCUCGCGCAACGCUGCCGGUCGGGGACGAGUCCAAGCCCGGUCCGGCGAGCGGAGUCCCUGUCACCUCCGUGUCGGAAGUCCCCACAUCUUCGGUGCCGCCGGGACAGAGCAGCAACUCUGGUCCGGCAGCUCCCGCAGGCGCCGCGGUGGCAACCAAAGCUGCGACGACGGAGAAGGAGAACGAGCCAUCGAAGCUCAACGUGCCGGCCGCCUCCAAUGGCGUUUCCGCUGUCCGUACUCGCACAGGCCCGAAGCGGAAGCCGGUGAAGGGCGCGCGCGUGCGCGAGGACAUGGCACCGAAGAGUGCGGUCUCAGGAAGCUCCGCGGCAGCGGCCGCGAACGCCUCUCAGGGCUUCCACGAGAGGAAGAAAGGCAAAUACGUGACGGUGUCGCCCGGCGGCCUCCGGGCCCGGCAUCGAGCGCCGGACAUGGAGAUGUGGGGAGGUUGCCUCGGAGCAACGGCGCUGAAGGAGGAGCCGCAUGGGUUCUACUUCGAGGUCCGUAUUGACGCCGUGACCACAGGCAUGCCAGAUGGCCUGGCCAUCGGCGUGACCACGGAUGCCCCAGAUGAGCUUCGCGAGGUGCCCGAGAUACUUGACGCGCUGAAGCAGGUUUGGCUCAUUGGUUUCGACGGCGUCAUGUACGACGGAGAUGACUUCAUUGAUGUCGACUGGCACCCAGCAGAUUUGCGGCUAGGCGACCGAGUUGGAGUGCUCGUCACCCCUGCGGGUCUGCUUAAGGUCUAUGUCAAUGGGAAGUGGCGCGUGGACGGCCCGUCCAAUGUUGAUGUGAGUCGGGCACUCUUCCCAGCAGUUGACCUUAUCGGCAACACGGACGGUGUGGAGUGGAUUCCACAGGCCCGCUGUCCGGCCCACCGGCCAUCGGCCAUGUCGCGUCCCGAGCGAGGCUUCCACCGUGGCUCUUUGGGAAGAGCCCUUCGUUUGUCUGCCGACGGCUGGUCCGUGGAGCAUCAGAGUGGCGAGUCACUCCAUGGCACCGCCUUGGGAGCUGCAUACACGGAGCUUGUGGAGGGAGUUGGGCGCUACUUCGAGGUGCACAUCGACGAGGUCCUUGCGGAUCAGCCCGACGGGAUGGCCCUGGGCUUCACGAGUCACAGGCCUGAAGAGGUCGUCGAGCCUCCCGCGACCUCCGAUGCACUUCGCGAUGCGUGGCUUGCGGGCUUCGACGGGGCCGUUUGGGAUGGUGCGAAGACAGAGUGGCUCCUCAGCAACUGGGACACCCGCAACCUCGCUGCCGGCGAUGCAGUUGGUGCCUUGAUCGAUCCGCACGGGACGCUGCGCAUCUUCGUCAACGGCAGCCAGGUGGUGCGAGGUCCGAAGCUGCCCCCGUCCAUGUGUUCCCCCGAGGCACACCUUUACCCGGUGGUGGAUCUUCUUGGUGCCGUGCGACGACUCUCCCUUCUGCCGAAGGCGACCUCACCAUCGUUGGCGCCGGAAGAGGUGGCGGCGGAGAAGGAGGCCCCGGAGGGCUUCAUGACAGGCUUCCACCUCGAGAAGGUUGGCCCUGCUUUGCUUCUCUCCGAUGAGGGUCACGCCGCCGCACGCCGGCAUGGCCAUUCGCCGCUCCAAGGCGGCAUCCUGCUCGGCAAUGCGCCGCUAGAAGCAGGGAAGGAUGGCAGCGUAGGCUACUCGCUGACUAUCGCGACCCCGGCAGACGCGGGUGAGACCGAGGGCAUGGCCAUCGGCAUCACCACACGGCCACCUGCAGAGUUGACUGCUGUGCCCACCACCGCAGACGAGGUGGAUCCAUCCUUCAUGUUGGGCUUCGAUGGUGCCGGCUGGGACGGCUCUGCCAUGAAGUGGCACUACAGCGAGUGGCAGCCCUCUGAGCUCAAGGCAAACGAUGUCGUCGACGUUGUGCUGGAUUCUUCUCGUCGUUUGAAGGUGUCAGUGAAUGGCGAGCAAAAAGCGGUGCAAACCAUGCAGGUCUCGAACCAGAAGGGCCCUUUCUACGCGCUUUUGGACAUCUAUAGCGCUGGCCUUGGGGUCGCCCUCCGUGCAGCAGCCGUUCGCGACCCAGGCUAG